UCUGUUGAUAAGUGUCAAUGUCAAAAGCUAUAUUCUAAUUUUGGGUCGAAACUCGAAGGCAUUUUUUCCAAUUAUAAUCUUUUGAAUAACAAUAAAAUCAUUAAUUAAAAUUAAUCUUGGUAAAAUGUUUAGGGAGUAGUGUUGCUUAACUGUAAGCGUAAGUGUGUGUUUAUUGAUAAAUUAGAGUGCGCCUUUGCCGCUUUAAAGAGUGCAGAAAUGGCAAAAUCCCAAAUAAAUACUAAAUCCAGACAUUAUUCGCGGGAUAAGGAGACGUUUUUGAAGGAUUUGAAGCAGUUUAACGAGAGUAAAAAUAUACCGUAUAAAAUACCGGUAGUGAAUGGAGUUGAUAUAGAUUUGUACCUACUUUAUUCACUUGUACUCCAGCGGGGAGGUCUAAGUAGGGUAAAUCAAAAUGAUACCUGGGAGUCAUUUUUACGUCAACUAAGAUUACCACAUCCUUGUGUAAAUGGAUCUACACUACUCAGAAGAAUAUAUGGAACUUAUUUAGAAAAGUAUGAAAGAGCCAAAGGACCACCAGGUCGGGAUGAUGAUAAUGAUAUGGACGAGGAUCCCAGAAGGGGAAGGGGUGGUGGAAUGCCAAGGAUUUCAUAUGGCGGUGGCACAUACAUAUCAGCAUCAGGAGAACCUCUUCGCACGGGCAAUAGAAUCGCUGGACCAUCAGAAAGAUUGACUUUGUCCUUGUUAUCACCUAUGCCAAAUGAACAGGACUUUGCGGUCAACGUUUGCACUGUUCUUGCCGCAGAUCAUUCUAACAGACUACCAUUAAGCACUACUCCACAUAUAUUGGACUUUUUACUCGCACAUGCGGGAGUUUAUAAUCAUUCAAGUCUAAGAGACACAAUAGGUCGGUCAUAUUAUGAAGCCCGAGGAAGAUAUCCACAUGAGUUCUGGCAGUUGAGAGCUGGAGGUGGUGGUGCCAAGGAACUGGCAGAUGAGACCAAGUUUAUGCAACCCGGUAUAGAACAACCAGAACUAAUGGUCCAAGCAUUAGCCGCUCAUAAUACUUUGACAGACUGUUUGAGGCAAGGGGAAGAAGAAGAUAACAGUUUGGAGAAGAUAGUUGAGGAGGACUUACUGGAAGAUUGGGUGACUGAACCAUCGGAAGAGGACCAACUCUUCGCUCCAGAGUUAGCUGGCGGAGCAAGUUGCGUGUACACACAACGCGUUCUACAGAUCGCGUCUAUUGUUCGCUCGUUGUCUUUCCACGAGGAAAACGUGCAAUAUCUUGCAAGGAAUGCAACAUUGAUAAGAUUCCUGCUACUCUGUGCAAAUUGUUGGGUAGGAACGUUGAGGCAAAGUGGCUUGGACACCCUGGGGAAUGUUUCUACUGAACUAAUCAUUAAGGAUCCAGCAACAUGCCUGAUAUCCAGACACGUGCUAUCGACGAUCCAAUCCGCGCUGAUAUCGCAGGAUCGAGCGAGAGUUCUAGCUGCUUUGGAGCUUCUCAACAAACUAGCCCAGAAUGAGGCCAACGAGGAUGCAUUGCUUAAGGCGCUGGAAGCUAAGGUGUAUAGUGACGUAUGCGCUCUCCUAACUCUCCGUGACAUCAUGGUGCUAGUGUGUACGCUGGAGUGCGUGUACGCACUAACGGCGUUGGGCGACCGUGCGUGCGAGGCAGUCGCAAGAGUUCCCGGUUUGAUACAAACACUGGUGUCGCUUGUUACGGUUGAGGCGCAGAGCUACGGUCCGCGUGCGUGCAUACUAAUGCGCGUAGUUGAAACCGUGAGUGGACCGCAGGCCGUUGCCGCCGCGGGUGCUGAGAAAGAAGUUGAGAAGCCGCACCUCACCCCUCUUCCACAGUCGCAACCGACAACGCCUUCGAAGCCGAUAGCAGAACCGCCGCCUUUGGCAACAGUGUCAAAUCCCACGCCAGCACCAGUGCCCGCCACAGCGCCCAUGUCGUCAUUGCAGCAGUCGCACCUGCAACAACGGACUGUACAGGAAAACGAGCAUUUCGUGCAAGCCUGGCUCCGAGCCACGUAUGAAGCUUUACCAGCGAAUGACAACAGUACGUGCGAUGCCGGUGAAGUGUACAGACUGUAUCUGGCCUGCUGCACCAAACUGUCGCGCAAGGGCGUCAUUGCGCCUGCGCACUUCCCGCGGCUAGUCAGGACUGUAUUUGGAGGCACCGUAGGACCAAAUACCUUAACAACGUCGACAGGGGAAACACAACACGUGUAUGUCGGUAUACGAUCGAAAAAUUUGCCGAAUAGGACCAAUCCACCUGCUGGACCGUCUUCACCCAUCCUGAAGGCCCAACUGACAAACAAACCUGCUGCAAGCGAGCCGAAACCACUACCGCCGCAGCCACAGAUCCAACAGCAACCACCCCACCCUGUGCUGUCACAGGCGUUGGAAUCCACAACGUCCAACACUUCGCUCAUCAAACAUCUCCUAGCGCACAAAGUAAGCCCUGCACCCGCAACGCACGCGCAAGUUGCUCAAAGACAGCAAAGUCAACAGAGGGUCGGGCCAACUCAAGCUGGAACCGUAGUAGUGCACCCGAGUCAAACAUCCAGUAUGGAAGUGGAUCCAGAAGCCCUGAUCAAAUGUACUACAAUAAUACCUGGUGGGGUUACUACCAGUCAGAAUGUGCAAGGUGAAAAGAUGGUUGUCAGCGCUGUGGACGACGUUUUAGUGCCAAAAGAAGAGUCCGUACAAAUUCAGAUUGACGAUCAGGCGCAGCUUACUAUUAAAACCGCUCAAAACAAAAUGCUAGCGGACCUUCUAGAGAAAAAGUCCAAUCCGCCUGUACAAGUCGUACCAUUGGGGCAGCAGAUAAACGCACCGACUAUACAGAUAACCGAAACCGGUCAAAUAGUGCAAGUCAAAACCGAAAACCCCCUCAUACAAAUCAAUACAGAAAACGUUCAACCUAGCGGGCCGUUUUUCCAAAUUAAAAACGAGCAAGGCCAGUUGAUACAGAUUAAAAACGACCAAGGUCAGGUCAUACAGCUGAAGAGCGAUCAACUUCAAGGUUUAUUGCAGUUUAAAAAUGAUCAAGGUCAAAUAGUUAUAAAAAAUGAGCAGCUAAUACCUCAACUGCUCCAGCAAAGCGUUAUUCAAAGUCUUAAGUCCGAUAAAGAACACAUAAUGGAAACUGUAGUGACAGAUCAUUCGUAUACGGAACCCCCGAAUAAGAAGGCGAAAAUGGAAGAAAAAUCCGAGAGCAAUUCCCCCCAAGAGAGCGUGUCGAAAACCGCUGCUAAUUUGUACGCGGCUAUCGCGGCAUCGGCGCUCGAAGACGAAGAUGAUUUGCGGCCUCGUGGGAUACUUUCUGGUGCUCUAGCUAAGGUGCAACAGCCGACAAUGCAAGUGCAACAACCGACUAUGCAGAUACAACAACCAACUCUGCAAGUACAGCAACCAACUUUACAAAUGCACCAGACUCCGACCAUACAGGUACAACAACCGACAUUGCAAAUGCAGCAGCCAAUGUUACAAGUGCAGCCGAUGGACGUCCAGAACCUUAUCGCUUCUCAAUCUGGACAGAUUAUAUUGCAAGAAAAGCAGAUGCCGACUCAAGCGACACAGUUCAUGCAACAGCCGAUGCAAAUUAUUGCUACUCCAAGCAACUCGCAAGGAGGUCUUAGCUACAUAACGCAAAACAUACCAGGGAAUAUGAUGCAGAAAACAAUUAUUUUUGUACAAGGUACCGGCGGCGGACCGCUCACACUGACGGUGAACAACCCAUCUGGUCUGGACGAGGCGACGCUAAACAGCCUUAUUGCGCAGGCCACAGAGGCGAUUACUCAACAGCAAAUCAUUCAGAAUUCCGGAGUGAUACAGUCUACACAAAGGGUGAUCGUGAGUCAACCCACCCUCGUCAGUACGUCACAACCGAUUGCCGUGAUGAAAACCACCCUCACCCAGAACACACCUCAGAUAACGCCGAGUCAGCAACCAAUAAUAACAACGCAACCGCAACCCCACAAAGCGCAAAUAGUCAACCAAGCGUCACAGCAACAGAUCGUUGUAACCCAAAAACAACCACCCGCCUUGAUAAGUACAUCGAACAACAACCAAAUCAUCGGGAACCAGAUGGUUGGGAGCAACCAACAGAUAAUCCAAGGUAACCAGCAGUUGAUGCAAGGCAACCAGCAGAUUAUAGCGGUUUCCAACAACCAGCAGAUCAUAAUGAACGCGCCCAUGAAACAAGGGGUUCACAGGGUUAUCCAACCCCCGCAGAGGAGCCAGGUUACCUCCGUGCCAGUGACCAGCGCGUCAUCGACUUGUGAAAUUAAAAGUGGGACCAUACAGAGUAAGAAAAGUCAACAACCGGUUAUGCGGCAAGUGAUCACGCGGCAACCAGUUAUGGUGGGUAAUACAAAGAUCGGCGAUAAGGAGAUGGUCAUUUCGCAACCGGUCACAGAGACCAAACCGCCACCGUUGACGAAAACGGUGACUCCGCCACCAAUGUCAUUACCACCGGGCGUUGAAGACACACCAUGGAUAUGCCAUUGGCGAGGAUGCGGGAAGAUCUUCUUGAACGCAUCUGAAGUGUUCAGCCACGCGGCGCGCACUCACUGCCCGAACACAGCGGGCGGCGAGGCGCCUUGUAUGUGGCUGGAUUGUGAUCGAGUCCCAAGACGCACUUUCGCUUUGCUCAACCACCUGACGGAUAAACAUUGCAGCCCUCAUGCAUUAAAAGCGAUAUUCAACUCGCGUAGACACAUAGCGGCGGAAGCUGAAGCCAACAAACCAGUGUCCGUCGGGUACCCGCCCAACGCGGCGUUGGCGGCGUUGAACAAGCACGCGACCGACACAAUGAACCCGCGAGAGCUUAUGUCACUAACACGCGCACGUGUGCAGCAACGGGACGAUGUGAGUUGCACGCCGGAUCAAUUGGAUGAGAACGAAGGUCCUGUGACGAAGAGUAUACGGCUAACUGCAGCACUUAUAUUGAGGAAUAUAGUCAUUUACUCCAAUACUGGUAGAAGGCUCCUUCGCUCCUUCGAAGCGCAUCUAGCAGUGAUAGCGCUGAGCAACGUGGAAGCUUCUCGAACGAUUGCCCAGGUCCUUUACGACAUGAACAACAUUUGAGAGUCGCUUAACGGACUGCGGUCCGAACAUUGCUGACAAUUAUUUAAGUUGUAUUGUAUUGUGCGAGGCAGGGAGUGAGUUAAGUUAUUAUUUGAUUUAAUCGCAGUUCGGCUAGCUACAGAUCGGAAACGAGAGUUACUGCGCGGAGUAAUAAAGAGGUAUUCAAAGUGCCUAGUGUGAGAUAUCCUAUCUAAGUUUAGUUAAUCGAUCGUCUGAAAGUUAUCUACGAUUUAUAUGGUAUCGUAGGAGCGCCAUCUAGUUUUAAUACUGGGAAACCGUACUGUCACUAGAUGGUGCUAUUUCGAUUCCAUAUAAAUCAAAUUUUCACUUUUACGCGAUGGUAUAAGUAAAUUUUCAUUUUCGAGGAAUUUCGAAGUCCGAUACCUAGUUUUUUCAAGUUUUAUACCAAACAUUCUACAUCAUAGAGGUAACAGUCAGUCUUAUUUGGUACUAUUUUGGUACUUUUAAGUUUACACAACGGUGAUGGAAAUACCACAUUCCGAGCGAAGUAUUGUAAAGUAUUGUAAAAGCUUGAUAUCCUCAUGUCUAAUUUAAUUGUGUAGAGAUACUUAAUGCGUAAAAUUAUGAGCGAUGCAGAUAGCUUUCUUACCUGAUUUCUUGAAAGGAACUUAUCUGUGUUUUUUAAAUCGUAAAUUUGUGCACAUUUCUACACGCAGCGCUGAAACAUUAAUUAAAUAAUAACCAGGAUUACAGAAUUUGCGACUGGAAUACGAGUUAAUGUUACUGUACAGUACCUUAUUACAAGAUUUGCAAUCGAGGCUUCGUUUUCUUCGUCAAAGUGAAAUGGACCUAAUGUCCCUCGUUUAAAAGUCGCAAAUCCUGCACUUAUGAUUUUUGUUAUACAAACUUUCUGUGUAAAGCCUUAUCUAAAAAAUUGCCGGUAAAUUUGAGCUUUAAGUCAAUGCAAAUAAGAUUCAUGUAACUCCGUUGCUCAAAUUUUUCUUUACUCGUCCAUCGUCGUUUUCGACUGCUUGAUUGCGAGCGAGCCAAUUUUGUUGGUUAUCGUUCGAACUAUCUGUGUAGACUUACCUUUGGUAUAAAAAGUAAACUCGGAUGAACACACUGUACAGAAAAAAUCCAAUAUGUCCAAUAGUUAAAUCAUUGAGUCAUAAUGAAGAAUUAAUUACGAAGUGUAAACACACUUUGAAUUUAUUUGUAUAGGAGAGAAAAGCACAGAUACGAACUUUCCUCUACUCUCCCGCGCAAAUAAUGUCAAAGUGUGUUCACUUAAUUACCUCUUUUCGUUGGCCGCAGUUUAGCUAUUUUAACACCAUUUAUGUUGGUACCUAAUUAUGUAAGACAAAACAUAUAUUUAAGCGUAAAUAAGAAAUAAAAUAGAUUCAGUUAAUAA
This is a messenger RNA of Pararge aegeria (speckled wood butterfly), 6436 nucleotides long. It is a transcript of the gene Bap170, whose product is annotated as AT-rich interactive domain-containing protein 2. Gene Ontology annotation, cellular component: SWI/SNF superfamily-type complex. The transcript has 38 exons. Lineage: Eukaryota; Metazoa; Arthropoda; Insecta; Lepidoptera; Nymphalidae. The record is from RefSeq and is a predicted model, not a curated record. Gene Ontology annotation, biological process: regulation of DNA-templated transcription. Bases 217 to 5064 code for a protein of 1615 amino acids. Gene Ontology annotation, molecular function: DNA binding.